Phialemonium atrogriseum is the source of this 339-nucleotide messenger RNA. RefSeq lists its product as uncharacterized. Lineage: Eukaryota; Fungi; Ascomycota; Sordariomycetes; Cephalothecales; Cephalothecaceae. The coding region runs from base 1 to 339 and encodes 112 amino acids. The record is from RefSeq and is a predicted model, not a curated record. The transcript has a single exon.
AUGCACCACCCCAUCAGCCUGCUCCUCUGCGCGACAGCCAUCCUCGCGGCGGCCGCCGCCACCGCCCAGCUCGUGCCCCCUCCAACCCUGACCUGCGGCGCCUGCAAGGAGGGGGAGGGGGGAUCGAGCCACGCCGUCAAGUGGUGCCAGCGCUGCUACAUGUCGCCCGUGCACUGCUCGCUCGAGUUCUCGGUCCCGUGCAACUCGACCGUCGACCGGGUGUGUCCCGGCGACGUCAUGGGGUGCGUGCAUGAGCCUGGGGACGCGGCGAACGCGACGAGGAGUGGGGAUACGGAAAUGGUUGGGGGGAGGAGGAGGAGGGGAAGGGGGAGGGCGUGA